AUGGCUGUGUCACUGGCUUCAGCUGUCAUACAACUUGUCGAAUUUUCGAGGAAAGUCGUUCAAAAAGACAAAGUGGGCAAAGUAUACAAAUCCACCGGCACCACCCUAGGAGAGGCUACACUGCUCGAUGACGCCAUCGUUAAUCUCGGCGACUUAUCACAACAACUUGAGAAGGCACGACGCGUAUAUUACAAGUCACAUAUAUCCCCUGAUCAGGAAAUCGCAGAUGCGCAACUGAUGGCAUUGGCGAAGGAUGGUGGGGGAGUGGCGAAGAUCUUACAGGCCACACUGGAUCAAGCGAAGCGCGACGAUGACGUGAACGAGGAGACGGUACUUGCACAAGGACUACGCAGCGUUCUGAGUUUGUACUACAGUCAGAAGACGAUAUGUGAUCUUGCGGAUAAACUUGGCUCCAUUCGCAAGCAAGUAGAUGUCGCUCUGCUUGCCUCGCUCCGUCUGGGCACCGACAUGCAAAAGUCGCGUAUGGGGCUUCUACAAGCCUUGCUUCACUCUGCGCUCAAAGGCGACAUGGAAAUCCUGAUCCAGGUCUUUCGUCAUCGCUGGCAACAAUUCCUUGCUUCUGGUGGAGGACGACAACCUUUCACAUGGCUUGAGCUGCGUCAGGCCUUUAUAACAAUGAUCUCCACGCCUAGCACACCAACAUCGUUCUUCUUCGCAAUCGAUGGCCUAGACGAACUCGACGGCGGCCUGAAAGACAUUCUUCAAUUAAUCAAAGAUAUAGCCAAAUAUCCAAAUGUCAAGGUUUGCAUUGCCAGUCGGUCGUCGCCAGAGCUUCUUCGCGCAUGGGCAGGCCAGCCUAAUCUACGCCCUGAACGUUUGAAUCGCCAGGAUAUCUGCAACUACGUCACGGCCUCCCUGGCAACGUCGCAAGCAUACGUCAAGCUCAGCAACACGGAUCCUACUCGCGCUACGGAACUGGUCAAAGGUAUAGCUAAGAAGGCAGCUGGCGUUUUUCUUUGGGCAUACAUCGUGGCGCAAUUGUUGCUAGAUGGUCUAUCACCAACAGCCCGCAUGAGCAGUCUCAUUGCUCGGCUCGAGACAAUGCCAUCUGGACUAGAGCAACUGUUCACCAAACUCCUUGGACGUCUGGACACCAAGCAUCUCGAGCACGCGUCGCAACUCCUUCGUCUGAUGACGAUAAAAUCACGGCCCCUCCUUCUCGAGCUAUGGUUUGCAGACGGGAAAAACGACGACGCGGCAUUGAGGAACGAAGCCCGAUUGCUGUCAGACAAUGACAUAUUCGAGCCCAGUACGGAAGUGCAGGGUCUGGAUUGUCAAAGGCGUCUCGCGUUACCUGGACACACCGCAUUGCGAAAGACUUUGUCCGGUCUCAACGAAUAUGGAACAUCAUACUCGAUAACACCGGGCAUGAUGCUUUCGAUCCUGAAUGGCACUGGGCCAACGGUCAACUAG
Messenger RNA from Alternaria infectoria, 1434 nucleotides. RefSeq lists its product as uncharacterized. The coding region runs from base 1 to 1434 and encodes 477 amino acids. NCBI's taxonomy places the organism in Eukaryota, Fungi, Ascomycota, Dothideomycetes, Pleosporales, Pleosporaceae. The record is from RefSeq and is a predicted model, not a curated record. The transcript has 4 exons.